Molecule: messenger RNA, 702 nt
Organism: Galeopterus variegatus (Sunda flying lemur)
Lineage: Eukaryota; Metazoa; Chordata; Mammalia; Dermoptera; Cynocephalidae
Gene: KCNK15
Product: potassium channel, subfamily K, member 15
Exons: 3
Coding region: 1-702 (233 amino acids)
Biological process (GO): potassium ion transmembrane transport; stabilization of membrane potential
Cellular component (GO): membrane
Molecular function (GO): potassium ion leak channel activity
Source: RefSeq, a predicted model, not a curated record
AUGUCACCGUUUGCAGACACGUUAGCCCCGGGGCACCAGCAGCGGCGGCUGGCCCAGAAGCGCGGCGAGUUCUGCAGCAAGUACGGCUUCUCGGCCGAGGACUACCGCGAGCUGGAGCGCCUGGCCAGGCAGGCCGAGCCGCACCGCGCCGGCCGCCAGUGGAAGUUCGCCGGCUCCUUCUACUUCGCCAUCACCGUCAUCACCACCAUCGGGUACGGCCACGCCACGCCGGGCACGGACUCGGGCAAGGUCUUCUGCAUGUUCUAUGCGUUCCUGGGCAUCCCGCUGACGCUGGUCACCUUCCAGAGCCUGGGCGAGCGGCUGAACGCGCUGGUGCGGGGCCUGCUGCUGGCGGCCAAGCGCUGCCUGGGCCUGCGGCGGCCGCGCGUGUCCACCGAGAACAUGGUGGUGGCCGGGCUGCUGCUGUGCGCCGCCACCCUCGGCCUCGGGGCCGCCGCCUUCGCGCACUUCGAGGGCUGGACCUUCUUCCACGCCUACUACUACUGCUUCAUCACCCUCACCACCAUCGGCUUCGGCGACUUCGUGGCGCUGCAGAGCGACGAGGCGCUGCAGACGAGGCCGCCCUACGUGGCCUUCAGCUUCCUCUACAUCCUGCUGGGGCUCACGGUCAUUGGCGCCUUCCUCAACCUCGUGGUCCUGCGCUUCCUCGCGGCCACCGCCGACGCGCCCGAGAGCGUUUAA